This is a messenger RNA of Astyanax mexicanus (Mexican tetra), 21859 nucleotides long. It is a transcript of the gene plecb, whose product is annotated as plectin b. Gene Ontology annotation, cellular component: perinuclear region of cytoplasm; hemidesmosome; focal adhesion. The record is from RefSeq and is a predicted model, not a curated record. Bases 463 to 19908 code for a protein of 6481 amino acids. Gene Ontology annotation, biological process: intermediate filament cytoskeleton organization; hemidesmosome assembly; wound healing. NCBI's taxonomy places the organism in Eukaryota, Metazoa, Chordata, Actinopteri, Characiformes, Acestrorhamphidae. The transcript has 35 exons. Gene Ontology annotation, molecular function: structural constituent of muscle; ankyrin binding; cadherin binding.
CUCAUACUGACUGUUCCUUCCUUUCCUUAUGAGAGAGGUAGGAGGGGCUGAGUAGAGCACAGUGCUCUCUCUCUCUCUCUGUUGUACACACCCCCUCGCUCUGUCACUGCUACUCUGCCAGUGCAGCCUUCACUUCCAAGCAAGGCUGCGCAAAGGAGGGAACAGAUUUUCCUUUGACUUUUGCUUUUGGAAGUUUUGGAACUUUUUUCUUCUUUGAGAAGCUUAACACGGAAGAAGAGUCUCAUUAUCUAAGGACUUAAGGACAUUGAAGAACAGAAGAUAUACAGUGGGAAGGAUUUGUUCAAACAUUCUUUUUGAUUGAAUCGAAAGCACAUGGCAGCCGGCUCUGCCACUGGAUCCUUUCCGAGUGAGCAGAGUGAGGUCAUUCAGUAAUUUGUUCUUGUUUGGCUGACUGGUCUCUGGUGUUUCUGUUUAGUCCAGCGCUGUGACUAAGGAAGCACAAUGGUUGCUGGAAUGGUGAUGCCCCUUAACCACCUGAGGGCCAUUUAUGAGCGCCUAUUCCGGGAUGGCGUCAUGGUGGCCAAGAAGGAUAAACGCCCUCAGACAAAGCACCCUGAAAUCCAAGGGGUGGGCAACUUGCAGGUGAUUAGAGCAAUGGGCUCCCUAAAGUCCAGAGGAUUUGUGAGGGAAACCUUUACUUGGAGGCAUUUCUACUGGUACCUUACUAAUGAGGGCAUUGUUUACCUGCGUGACUACUUACAUCUGCCACCUGAGAUUGUGCCCACUCCACUGCAGAGAGUGCGAAAGCCAGCUGCUACCUUGGCCGUUGCCCAGAGGGAUACACGAGUACAGGCUAUUGAGGGUCCAACUUCAUAUGUUCCCAAACCAGGCCGAGGAGGCGCAGAAAGUCAGGAGGCCUUUUUGCAAAGGCAGGAAUACCGUCGCAGGGAAAUGACAACAAAGGAGGAGCAAGUAUUCAGUGAUAAAACACCUAGGUUUAGAGGCCGUCCAAUUGCUGGAGAUCAGAUCAAACCCAAUGCACCAUUCAGGGACCAAGUACAGCCCUACAGCCGCAGUGGGCAAGGCUAUGCAAAAGAAGUGGACCAGAGGAAGACCACCCCAGUAGUCUCCAGUCAGCUGCUACCUGCUGAAAGCACAAGUGCCCAGUCUUUAAAAUGGAAAACAACAAAAGCUGAAUUCAACAAAGGUACCAGCGAGGCUGCUUUAAUAAAAAAAUCACCGUAUACCAAAACCAUGGCUGAAGUGGAACUGGCACCCAAAUCCGCUGUUACUUCCUUAGCAGCAGGAACAGUGGCAGCAUCCAUGUCUCACAAAAAGCCUAAAGAAGAGAUAUCCGUUCAAAUCUCUCGGGAAACUAUCACUAGCAAUCCAGCUCAACAUGUCACUCCGCCUCCUUUCUCUGAAAAACAAGUGGCAAAAACAAUGAAAGCCACAGAGGCCAAGAAUGUUCAUGAUCAUUCAGUCAAGGAUGAAAUGACCAAAGUGACAGAAAAAAUGUCAGUCACACAGACCAUGACAUCAGAGGAAUACAGCACAAGAAAUGAGAUAGCUUUAAAGAAAACUUCACCAAAGGCCCCUGUCACUGUGGAUCUGCCAGCCCAUCCAGCUGUUUCUGCCACAAAAGCAGAAACUGUGCCAGUGAUGGCUUCCAUGCCUCCCAAUAAAUCGAGUAAAGAAAAAUUCAAAGAUAAAGUAUCAAUAAACAUAUUUCAGGAAACCAACAAGAAGCAAGCAAACAAUGCCACCCAACCACCUCUCUCCCAAAAGAAAGUGGAAACAAUUGUAAAGGCAUCAGUUACUGAGAAUGUUCUGGAACAUCCUGUCAAAGAAGUUACAGGAGUUACAGAACAGGUCUCUACUUUGGCCAUAGAGAAGAAUGUGACAGAGAUCUGCAGAAGUGGUGACAAGACGUCUUUGAUUGAAAGUUUGCCAUCAGCAACAAUAAGUAUGGAUCCUCCAACUCAGCCAGCAGUUAAUGUUGCAACAGGUGACACAAUUGCAGUGACGACCAAUAAAACUCAUAAAGAAAAGAAGAAAGAUAAGAAAUCACAAAUGCUUCAGGAAUUAAGUACAAGAGAGGAAGCUAAUGAUGCUACUCAAUGUCUUUCCUCCAAAAAGAAACAGGGGAAAAAAGUGAAAGCAACAGUAACUGAGCUUGUUCAGGAACCUGCUGUCAGUGAUGAAGUACCUACAGUGAUUGAGAGUGUCUCUGUGGUGGUUACCCAGGAAAAGACAAAAUCAGAGGACUACAGUAAGAGUGGUGAGGAGAUUUCAAUCCAAUGUUUAGCAAACACCACAGCCAGUGAGAAUCUACCAGCCCAAGUCUCUUUCAAAAUGGAAAAUCCUGAUGCAUCGGUGACCCAAGUGUCCUCUGACAAAACUAGUAAAAAGACAGUUACAGAAGAAGUGUCUGUUAUCAUCUCUCAGGAAACUAAGGAUGCUUCUUUACCUGCUUCUGCCAAAAAGAAGGCAGGAAAAAAACAGAAGGCAGCAGCCAAGAGUGGGCAGGAUGAUCCCAUGAAGGACAAAGCACCCAAAAUGACUGAAGAGGAUUCCUUGUCUGCUACACAGAUCCUAACAACUGAAAACUACACAAGUAAUGAUGCCAUAGCUUUGGAUGAAAGGUUACCAAAGACUGCAGUCACUGUUGAUCUGCAGGCCCAAAUCUCUACCACAACAGUAGAUGUUGUGGCAGUGAUGCCCUCUGAGUCCUCCAGUAAAUCUGCUAAAGAGAAACUUGGAGAAUCAGUAUCAGAAGAAAAACCUCAAGAAACCAGUAUGAGCAAGGAGCAAGUUCAGGAUGGCUCCAUAUUUUCAUCUUCCAAAAAGAAACGGGAUAAAAAGCAGAAAUCCACCAAGUUGGAUCUGGAUAAUAGUGAAAAUGUAAAGAAGAUGACAGACCAAAAAAGUUUACCAAAGACUGCAGCCACCGAUGAUCUGCUGACACAACUCCCUGCAGCAACAAAAGAAACAGUGGCAGCAACCACCUCCGUAUGCUCCAAUAAAACUGAUAAAGAGAAGCUUGAAGUAUCAAUAAAAGUGUCUCAGGAUGCCAACACAAGGGAACAAGCAGAUGAUGCAACUCAGUCUCCUGCAUCCAAAAAGGAAGUGGAAAAGAAAUUGAAAGGAUCGGUGUCAUUGAUGUCCCCUGACGAAUCUAGAAAAAUGACACUCAAGGAAGAAAUAUCAGUUAAUAACUCUCAGGAAACUAAGGAUGAAAUUUUGGGUGAGGUUUCCAUGACUGCCACUCAAAACAUGAUAUCUGAAAACUACACUAGUACUAACAUGACAGCUUUGAUUGAUAGUGCACCAAAAACUGUCACUGUCAAUGUUGAUCUGCCAGUGAUUUCGUCUGGUUCCUCCAGUAACGCUGAGGAAAAGAAACUUGAAGUAUCAGUAGAACAACAGCAAGAAACCAGUGUAAACAAGGAUAAAGCUCAGGAUGCCUCUUUGCCUUCAUCCUCCAAAAAGAAACGAGAGAAAAAGCAGAAAGCAGCAAUCAUCAAGAAUGUUCAUCCAGUUGAAGAUGAAGUUCCUGAUGUAGCAGAAAAGGUUUCUGUAUCGCUGAUGUCUGAUCAAGAAAGUUUAUCAAAGACUGGAGAUCUACUGACCAAACUCCCUGCUACAACAACAGAAACAGUGGCAGCAACUGCCUUUAAUAAAACUGAUAAAGAGAAACUUGAAGUGUCAGCACAUGACUCUCAGGAUGCCAACGCAAGGGAACAAGCUAAUAAUGCUAUUCAGUCUUCUUUACUCAAAAAGGAAGUAAAACAAACAGUGAAAUCAUCAUUGACUGAGAAUGUUCAGCAAAAUACAAUCAGUGAAAAAACAAUUAAAGUAACAGAAAAGAUCUCCAUGUUGGUCACACAGGAAAAGACAAGUUCUAAGGACAGCAGUGAGAGUGGGUGUGAGAAGGUCAUUGUUGAGCUACCAGCCCAAGUUGUUACCACAACAGAAAACACUGUAGUAUCAAUGACCUCUGAUAAAUCUAGUAAAAAGAUGCUCAAUCAAGAAGCGCCCAUUAUCAUCUCUCAGGAGAAAGAGGAUGUUUCACUGUCUGCUUCUUCCAAAAAGAAGGCAGGAAAAAAACAGAAGGCAGUAGCGACCAAGAGUGUGCACAAUGAUCCUGUGAAGGAUGGAGCACCAAAAGUGAUAGAAGAGGUUUCUAUGUCCACCACACAGAUGCUGACAACUGAAAACUACACUAGUAGUGAUGCAACAGCUUCCACUGGUGAUCUGCUGACCAAACACUCUGCCACAACCACAGAAACAGUGGCAGCAAUUGCCCAUGAGUGCACCAAUAAAACUGAUAAAGAAAAACUUGAAGCAACAAUAAAUGUGUCUGAGGAUGUCAACACCAAAGAACAAGCUGGUGAUACCACUCUGUCUUCUUCACUCAAAAAGGACGCGGAAAAAACAGUGGAACCAGUGACCGAAAAUGUUCAGGAAAAGACAAGAUCAGAGGACAGCAGUGAAAUUGAGGAGAAUGUGUUGAUCAAAAGUCUGCCAAAGACCAAGGCCAGUGAGGAAGAAGUGUCUGUUAUCAUCCCACAGGAAGCUAAAGAUGCUUCUCUGCCUGCUUCUACCAAAAAGAAGGCAGGAAAAAAACAGAAAGGAGCAGCAGCCAAGAGUGUGCAGGCUGAUCCCAUGAAGGAUGAAGCACCCAAAAGGACAGAAGAGGUUUCCUUGUCUGCUACACAGAUGAAGAUACCAUCAGAAGAUUUACCAAACACAGAAGGUUUACAGAAGACUGUCAUUAUUACUCUUGAUCUGCCAACUCAAAUCUCUCCCACAACAGCAGACAUAGUGGCAGUGUUACCUUCUGAGCACUCCAGUAAAUUUAAUGAAGAGAAACUUGAAGAAGCAGCAUCAGUAGAAACACCACAAGAAAUCAGUGCAAGCAAAGAGCAAGCUCAGGAUUCAUCUGUGCCUUCAUCCUCCAAAAAGAAACGGGAGAAAAAGCCAAAAGCAUCAAUAACCAAGAAUAUUCAUACAGUCGAGGAUGAAAUACCAGAAGUGGCAGAAAAAGUAUCUGUGUCACUGACUUCUGAAUCUGCUGUUCAACCAGAGGAUCUGUGUUUAGAUCUGGAAAAAACUGAAAACACCAAGGAAGUGAAAGAUCAAGAUCAGCACCUCAGAUCUUCUGGCUCUGCGGUGCCUCCUGUAGCCCAAAAAGAGAAGGACACAGCACUGCUGGAUGUCAAUUUGGAUGCAGAUAAGGAUGAAGCAAAUAUUGCCCAACGAACAACUGCUACAGUAGUAGCAACAGUACCCUCGGCUGUGACAUCAAGCAAUGCUCAGAAGAGUAAAAAGAAGAAAGCAAAGAAGACCUCUAGUAUUGAGGAGACAAAAGACAGUGAUGUAGCAUCUGAAAAAUCUGAACAAACUUCACUAAAUGCUGCAAAAGACGUAGAAAUUCCUGUUGCAGAAACAUCUACUACUAAAGUAAAGACAGAAAUUAAAACGCUUGAUCAUGACCCCAUCCCAGCUACUGAAAUCCCAGCUGCAGCUACAGUUGCUGAUGCACAGGCAAAAGAAAUUUUCAUCCACAAAGAAAUACAAAUCGUGAAACAAAUAAUAACAGUGGAGAAGGAGAUUUCCAAACAGGUGAUAACUUCAACCCAAGAAAAGCAACAAUCAUCAAAACCUGUAGAGGAUUCAGAAGCUAAAUCUUCCAAAAAACAAGAAACUGAGCAGACUCUGAAGGCAAGAAAAAAGGGUAAAAAGACCACUGCUGCACUUAAUAAAGAUCUUUCACCAGCAGCUGAAAUCAAAACAGCUGAGGUGAUGACAGCCCAGGUUCCCAAUAAGGAUCCUCCCUCACAGGGUCCUGAAACACCAGUAACAAAUAGCUCAACAAAAAUGGCUCCUGAAAGAAUGUGUACUAAGGACGGCAGUGAGGCAGCAGCUGUAGAGACUGUAGAGGCCCCUGCAUACAAAGGGGAGGUGGAGUCUGCUCAGCCCUCGGCUGAAAAAAUAAAACGGGAGGUUCUGAAAGGAAAAACAUCCUCCUCAGAGAGCGCGAGGGAAGCACCCACAGGCCGAGCGUCAGCGGCAGCCUCAGCCCAGGCCGGCCCCCACCCUGAGCAGGGGGAUCCUCCCAGUGUUGCACAAUAUUCAGCCGCUCCUGACACACAGCACGGAGGAGAGAAGCAGAAAGAGCUCUCCGAGAGCGAGGCCACUGAACUGCACACUGUUCACACUGGCCCACUCCCCACUGAGGAGAUCAUCUGUGACACACAAGCAUUGCCUAGGGACGAAGCUGCCAUGAGGAGAAAGAUAGUGGUCGUAGAGGAAGUGAUUGAGGUGCAGCAGAUCGCCUCUCCGGGUGCAGACGGAAGCCCACCUGUGCAGCCCCCUGUGCCUGUAACAGGAGAGGAACUGGACUACGAUGUCCUGGAGGAGCUGGCUCAAGAGCGCGUCAUCCUGCAGGGUUCUCCCAUCCAGGAGCUCAUCUGGGACCAUUCGCUGGAUGAACCAGAGGCCAAAACCUUCCCGAACUUUAUUGAAGAUGAACGGGACAGAGUACAGAAGAAGACUUUCACAAAGUGGGUGAACAAACACCUAAUAAAGCACUGGAGAGCAGAGGCACAGCGUCAUGUGUCCGAUCUGUAUGAAGAUCUACGCGAUGGACAUAACCUGAUCUCUCUGCUGGAGGUGCUCUCUGGGGAGACACUGCCUCGGGAAAAAGGCCGCAUGCGAUUCCACAAACUUCAGAAUGUACAGAUUGCACUGGAUUUUCUCAGACACCGGCAGGUCAAGCUGGUGAACAUUAGGAAUGAUGACAUAGCAGACGGGAACCCCAAGCUUACGCUGGGGCUAAUAUGGACCAUCAUCCUGCACUUCCAGGUGUCCUGCUCUAUUUCAGACAUCCAAGUGAAUGGGCAGUCAGAUGACAUGUCUGCUAAGGAGAAGCUGCUGCUCUGGUCUCAGCGCAUGGUGGAAGGCUACCAGGGCAUGCGUUGUGACAACUUCACCACCAGCUGGAGGGAUGGCAAGCUCUUCAACGCUGUUAUUCACAGACAUGAGCCCAGACUCGUCGACAUGUCGAAGGUUUACCGCCAGACCAACCUACAGAACCUGGAGCAGGCUUUUAACGUGGCAGAGAAAGAGCUGGGAGUCACACGCCUACUUGACCCAGAGGAUGUUGACGUGCCACACCCUGAUGAGAAGUCCAUCAUCACAUAUGUGUCCUCCCUUUAUGAUGCCAUGCCUCGAGAAACCGUUUCGGGUGGUGUUAGAGUCAGUGAGCUGGAGCUGCGCUGGCAGGAGUACUACGAACUGGUCACUAUUCUGCUGCAGUGGAUCAGACAUCAUGUCAUCAUUUUUGAGGAGAGGAAGUUUCCUGCCAGCUUUGAGGAAAUCGAGAUCCUGUGGCGUCAGUUUUUGAAGUUCAAAGAGACUGAACUGCCAGCCAAAGAGGCGGACAAAGACCGCUCCAAGCUAGUCUAUCAGUCCUUUGAGAGUGCUGUUCAAGCUGGUCAGAUCAAAGUUCCCCCUGGUUACCAUCCAAUCGACGUUGAGAAAGAAUGGGGGCGACUCCAUGUGGCCAUCCUGGAGAGAGAGAGGCUGCUGAGGACAGAGUUUGAGAGGUUAGAGCGACUCCAGAGGAUCGUCAGCAAAGUUCAGAUGGAGUCUGGUGUGUGUGAGGAGCAGCUGAACCAUCUGGAGACGCUCCUGCAGUCGGACAUACGACUACUAAGUGCAGGAAAGCCCGCCCAGUACACAGCAGAAGUGGGAAGAGACUUGGAUAAGGCUGACGACAUGAUCCGUCUGCUUUUCAAUGAUGUGCAGAUUCUCAAAGAUGGACGCCAUCUACAGGCUGAGCAGAUGUACCGCAGAGUUUACCGCCUUCAUGAGCGUCUGGUAAACCUGCGCAGCGACUAUAAUCUGCGAAUGAAGUCAGCAGUAGUUGUGCCUCCACUCACUUCGUCACCGAGCCCGCGGGCACGACCGGAGCUGGACGAUGUCACUCUUCGCUACGCCCAGGACUUGCUGGCUUGGGUAGAAGAGAACCAGCGUAGAAUCGAGACGGCAGAAUGGGGCUCUGACCUGCCCACUGUGGAGUCUCAGCUGGGCAGCCACAGAGGUCUACACCAGACCGUGGAGGACUUUAAAUCCAAGAUUGAGCGGGCACGUGCUGAUGAGAAUCAACUGUCUCCCAUGAGUAAGAGCACAUACAGGGAAUACCUGGCCAAACUGGAUCUUCAAUAUGCCAAGCUCUUGAACUCAUCCAAGUCUCGCCUGAGGAACCUUGAUCAGCUCCAUGCUUUUGUCAAUGCUGCCACUAAGGAGCUGAUUUGGCUCAAUGACAAGGAGGAGGAGGAGGUCAACUUUGACUGGAGUGACCGCAACACCAACAUGACUGCAAAGAAAGAGAACUAUUCAGGACUAAUGCGGGAACUGGAGCUCCGAGAGAAGAAGGUCAAUGAGAUCCAGGCCACUGGAGACAGACUCAUUAGGGAGGGCCACCCAGGCAAAAAGACUGUUGAGGCGUUCACUGCAGGCCUGCAGACACAGUGGAGUUGGAUCCUUCAGCUCUGCUGCUGUAUUGAGGCUCAUCUCAAAGAGAAUACUGCAUACUAUCAGUUCUUUGCUGAUGUAAAAGAAGCAGAUGAGAAGAUGAAAAAGAUGCAGGACACUAUGAAGAAGAAGUACACAUGUGAUCGCUCCACUACGUCUACUCGUCUGGAAGACCUGGUGAAAGAUGCUUUGGAUGAGAAGGAGCAGCUGAAUGAGUUUAAGACCCAAUUGGCCGGCCUCAAUAAGAGAGCCAGGAGCAUCAUCCAGCUGAAGCCUCGCAACCCCACCAACCCAAUCAAAGGCAAGCAGCCAGUCCAGGCAGUGUGUGACUUCAAACAGAUGGAGAUCACCGUGCACAAGGGAGAAGAGUGUGCACUCCUCAAUAACUCGCAGCCCAGUAACUGGAAGGUCCUAAAUCGCUCAGGCGCUGAGGCCAUUGUACCAUCAGUUUGCUUCCUUGUACCACCAGUCAACAAAGAAGCUGUAGAGAGUGUUUCCAACCUGGAUGCUGGUCUUCAGCAGAUGACGACCCUGUGGCAGAGACUGCACAUUGAUAUGAAGAGUCUGCUGUCCUGGCAGUACCUGAUGAAAGAUAUCCAGAUCAUCCGCUCAUGGAACAUCACCAUGCUUAAGACCAUGAAGGUGGAUGAGUACAGGCAGAUUUUGAGAAAUCUGGAACUGCACUAUCAGGACUAUCUGCGAGACUCUCAGAACUCUCAGUUCUUCAAACCAGAUGACCGCCUUCAGACAGAGAAAGACUACAAGGCCACGACUCAGCACUAUGAGAACCUGCUCCAAGCAAUGCAGAAAGGUGAUCAGGAUGAGUCAGUGUGUAAGACCUACAUCACACAGCUCAAAGACUUACGUCUGCAGAUUGAGGACUGCGAGUCUCGCACUGUCGCCCGCAUCCGGCAGCCUGUGGAAAAAGACCCUCUAAAAGACUGCAUCACAAAAGCCACCGACCAGAGAAAAGUACAUGUCGAGCUGGGGAGCAUUAAGAAGAACCUGGACAAGGUGGCUGAGAAGACAGAGCAAGUACUGGCCUCUCCUGAGCAAGCCAGCACUCCAGUGCUCCGAUCUGAGCUGGACAUCACCCUGCAGAAGAUGGACCACACCUACAACUUGUCUUCAGUUUACCUAGAAAAGCUUAAGACAAUAGAAAUGGUGAUCAGGAACACAAACGGGGCUGAAAACAUCCUCAAGAAAUAUGAAGAUCGCCUCCGUGAGGUGUACAAGGUCCCUACGGAUACCAAGGAAGUAGAGUCUUACCGCACUGAACUUAAGAAAAUGCGCAGCGAGGCAGAGGAGCAACAGCCCCUUUUUGUCAGCCUGGAUGGUGACGUGGCUAAAGCUGCUGCCGUGAGCGAGCGCAUGACACAGGUGCACAGAGAGAGAGACACUGAGAUGGACCACUACAAGCAGCUACUGGCCAACCUGCAGGAGCGCUGGCGUGCCAUGUUCGCUCAGAUUGACCUGCGACAGCGCGAGCUGGAUCAGCUGGGCAGGCAGCUGGGCUAUUACCGCAACAGCUAUGACUGGCUCAUCCGCUGGAUUGCAGACGCCAAAGAGGAACAGGAGAAGAUCCAUGCAGUGCCUAUUACUGACAGCAAGAGCCUGAAGGAACAGCUGGCUAAAGAAAAGAAACUUCUGGAGGAGAUCGAGAAAAACAAGGAGAAAGUCGAUGAAUGCCAGAAAUAUGCCAAAGCUUACAUCGAUACCAUUAAGGAUUAUGAACUGCAGCUGGUCGCUUACAAAGCUCAGGUGGAACCUCUGACGUCUCCUUUGAAAAAAACCAAGAUGGAGUCUGCUUCUGAUAACAUCAUUCAGGAGUAUGUAACUCUGAGAACUCGCUACAGUGAGCUGAUGACACUGACCAGCCAGUACAUCAAGUUCAUCACAGACACACAGAGCCGCCUGGAGGAUGAGGAGAAAGCUGCUGAGAAACUUAAAGCGGAGGAGAGGAAAAAAUUGGCUGAAAUGCAAGCCGAGUUAGACAAACAGAAGCAGCUAGCUGAAGCUCAUGCAAAGGCCAGUGCCAAAGCAGAGAAAGAGGCAGAGGAACUCAAACUCAGGAUGCAAGAAGAAGUUAGCAAAAGAGAGAUCGUUGCUGUGGAUGCGGAAAGGCAGAAGCAGAACAUUCAACAAGAGUUUUAUGAGCUUAAAAACAUCUCCGAACAGCAAAUCAAAUCAAAGAGCCAACAGGUGGAGGAGGCCCUUAAGAGUCGUUCCAAAAUUGAGGAGGAGAUCCGGGUCAUCAGACUCCAACUGGAAACAACAGUAAAACAGAAAUUCACUGCAGAGACGGAACUGAAGCAGCUUAGGGACAAGGCUGAAGAGGCAGAGAGACUCCGUAAGGCAGCUCAAGAUGAGGCUGAAAGGCUUCGCAAGCAAGUGAAUGAAGAGACUCAAAAGAAACGCAAGGCAGAGGAGGAGCUGGAGCUUAAGUCUGAGGCAGAGAGGGAAGCUUCUAGGCAGAAGCAAAAAGCCUUGCAAGACCUUGAGGAUCUGAAGAUGAAGGCAGAGGAGGCAGAGCGACGCAUGAAGCAGGCUGAGAUGGACAAAGACCGACAGAUAAAACUUGCUGAGGAGGUAGCAACGAAAAGCGCUGCUACAGAAAUCGCUAAAAAGGGCAUGCUCUUUGUUGAAAAGACAUCCAAACUUGAGGAGUCUCUCAAGGAAAAGCAAGAAAAUGUAAUCCAACUGCAGGGGGAAGCAGAACGUCUCAAGAAGCAGCAAGAGGAGGCAGAUAGGGCAAGGGACGAGGCUGAAAAAGAACUGGACAAAUGGAGGCAGAAAGCUAACGAGGCCUUGCGUCUGAGGCUUCAGGCUGAGGAAGAGGCCCACAAAAAGACACUUGCACAAGAAGAAGCUGAGAAGCAAAAAGAAGAGGCUGAACGUGAGGCCAAGAAACGUUCCAAAGCUGAAGAGUCUGCCUUGAAGCAGAAGGAGAUGGCAGAACAUGAACUGGAGAGGCAGAGAAAACUGGCUGAGGGUACAGCUCAGCAGAAGCUCUCUGCUGAACAGGAACUCAUCCGUUUAAGGGCUGAAUUUGACCAUGCAGAGCAACAGAGAUCCCUGCUUGAUGACGAGCUUUACCGCUUGAAGAACGAGGUAAAUGCUGCAGUGCAGCAGCGAAAGCAGCUGGAAGAUGAGCUGGCCAAAGUACGAAGUGAAAUGGACAUACUGUUACAGCUCAAGUCUAAAGCUGAGAAAGACAGCAUGUCUAACACUGAAAAAAGCAAACAGCUGCUGGAAGCUGAAGCUGCUAAAAUGAGAGAUCUUGCAGAAGAGGCAGCUAAGCUUCGUGCAAUUGCAGAGGAAGCUAAAAGACAGAGGCAAGUAGCUGAGGAGGAAGCUGCCAGACAACGAGCUGAAGCUGAGAGAAUACUAAAAGAAAAACUUGCUGCGAUCAAUGAGGCUACUCGUCUGAAAACAGAGGCAGAGAUAGCACUCAAAGAGAAAGAGGCAGAAAACGAACGCCUCCGAAGGCAGGCAGAGGACGAGGCUUACCAAAGAAAGGCUCUUGAAGAUCAAGCAAGCCAACACAAGCAGGACAUCGACGAGAAGAUCAACCAGCUCAAAAAAUCCUCUGAGGUGGAGUUAGAUAGACAGAAAGCAAUCGUAGAUGAAACCCUCAAACAGAGAAGAAUUGUUGAGGAGGAGAUCCGCAUCUUGAAGCUGAACUUUGAGAAGGCUUCAUCUGGGAAGCUUGAUUUGGAGCUUGAAUUAAAUAAACUGAAGAAUAUUGCAGAGGAAACCCAGCAGAGUAAGCUGCGGGCUGAAGAGGAAGCAGAAAAACUCCGCAAGGUUGCCCUUGAGCAAGAGAACAAGAGGAAAGAAGCUGAAGAAAAGGUGAAAAAGAUUGCUGCAGCAGAACAGGAAGCAGCAAGACAGCGCCAGGCUGCCCAAGAAGAGGUUGAUCGACUCAAAAAGAAGGCGGAAGAGGCCAAAAAACAGAAGGAGGAUGCUGAUAAAGAAGCUGAGAGACAGAUCCUUGCUGCAAGUGAGGCAGCUCAGAAACGCAAUGCUGCUGAGCAGCAAGUCCAGAGUAUCCUUGUCCAACAGCAAGAAGACAGUCUUGUGCAGAAAAAGCUAAAAGAUCAAUAUGAAAAAGCUAAGAAGCUUGCCCAAGAAGCAGAAAAGGGUAAAGAGAAAGCUGAAAAAGAGGCUGCCCUUCUUCGUCAGAAAGCAGAGGAGGCAGAGCGUCAGCGCCAGGUGGCUGAAGAUGAAGCCGCCCACCAAGCCAAAGCCCAGGAAGAUGCUGAAAGGCUGAGAAAGGAAGCAGAGUUGGAAGCAGCCAAACGAGCUCAAGCCGAGGCAGCCGCACUGCAACAGAAGCAGCAAGCUGAUGCAGAAAUGGCGAAGCACAAAGCACUUGCGGAGCAAACCCUUAAGCAAAAAUCCCAGGUUGAGCAAGAGCUUACCAUUGUAAAAGUGCAGCUGGAUGAAACUGACAAACAGAAAUCCCUUCUGGAUGACGAGCUUCACCGCCUCAAGAAUGAGGUCAGUGACGCUGUUAAACAGAAAGCCCAGGUGGAGGAUGAACUUUUCAAGGUUAAGAUACAAAUGGAGGAGCUUAUGAAGCUGAAGCUAAGAAUAGAAGAUGAGAACCAGCGCCUGAUCAAAAAGGAUAAAGAUAACACUCAGAAGUUCUUGGCCGAGGAGGCUGAGAACAUGAAAAAGUUAGCUGAAGAAGCUGCUAGACUCAGUGUGGAGUCUCAGGAGGCUGCACGUAUGAGACAAAUAGCAGAGGCUGACCUUGCUCAACAAAGGGCACUUGCUGAAAAAAUGCUUAAGGAAAAGAUGCAAGCCAUUCAGGAAGCAUCCAAACUAAGAGCUGAAGCAGAAAUGCUACAGAAACAAAAGGAAAUGGCUCAAGAGCAGGCUCAGAAACUGCUUGAAGACAAACAGCUCAUGCAACAGCGACUUGAUCAGGAAACGGAGGGCUUCCAAAAAUCAUUAGAAGCUGAGCGCAGGAGGCAACUGGAGAUCACAGCUGAAGCUGAGAGACUAAGGCUUCAGGUGUCUCAACUCAGUGAUGCUCAUUCAAAAGCUGAGGAGGAAGCGAAGAAGUUCAAGAAGCAAGCCAAUGACAUCAGUUCUCGUCUUCACGAGAGAGAGCUUGCCACACAUGAGCAAAUGACUGUAGUUGAAAAACUGGAAGAACAGAGAACAAGCAGUACCAGAGAGGCUGCCGAUCUCCGCGAUGCAAUUGCUAAAAUCGAAAAAGAAAAAGCUAAAUUGAAAAAGGAGGCUGAAGAGUUGCAGAAAAAGUCUAAAGAGAUGGCGACUGCUCAACAGGAACAAAUCAAUCAGGAGAAAACAAUCCUUCAGCAGACAUUCAUCUCAGAAAAGGAGCAGCUGUUAAAGAGAGAAAAACAAAUUGAAGAUGAGAAAAAGAAGCUGGAAAACCAGUAUGAAGAUGAAGUUAAAAAAUCCAAGGCACUAAAAGAGGAGCAGGAGCGUCAACAAAAGCAGAUGGAGGAGGAGAAGAAGAAACUUAAGGCCACAAUGGAUGCUGCUCUUCAGAAACAAAAAGAGGCUGAGCAAGAAAUGCUCAACAAACAAAAGGCAAUGCAAGAACUUGAGAAGAAAAAGCUUGAGCAGGAGAGGAUGCUUGCAGAGGAAAACCAGAAACUGCGUGAGAAACUUCAACAACUUGAAGUCAGUCAAAAACCGCCACCCCUCAGUCAGGAGAUUCAGACUAGUGACAUCAAUGGCUCAACUGUUACAGUAGAUGGCAGAAAUGGAGACUCUACCUUAUGUUUUGAUGGUAUUCGUGAGAAGGUUCCAGCAAGCCGGCUCUUAGAAGUAGGACUUCUAAGUAAAACAGAUUAUGACAAGUUAAUGAAAGGCAAGAUCACGGUGAAUGAGCUAAGCAAAAGAGAAGAUCUUAAAACAGCUCUCAAGGGCAAGAACAGCAUUGGUGGCCUUCUUGUUCAUCCAAACCAAAAAAUGUCUAUCUACCAAGCCAUGAAAGCACAAAAGAUUUUAGCUGGCACUGGAUUACAACUACUGGAAGCACAGGCAGCCUCUGGAUUUUUGGUGGACCCCAUUAAGAACAAGAAGCUCACUGUUACUGAGGCAGUGAAGGAGGGUCUUAUUGGACCUGAAUAUCACAACAAAAUGUUAUCUGCUGAGAAAGCUGUUACUGGUUAUGAGGAUCCAUACACAGGGGCAAAGAUUUCCCUAUUUGAAAAUAUGAAAAAAGGACUCAUUGUGAAAGACCAUGCUAUCAGACUGCUUGAAGCCCAGAUUGCAACCGGUGGAAUUAUUGAUGCCAUCAAUAGUCACCGUGUAUCAACUGAAAUAGCCUAUAAACAAGGUCAGUUUGAUGAGGAAAUGAACCAAAUUCUUCAGGACCCCACAGAUGACACCAAAGCAUUCUUUGAUCCAAACACUCAAGAGAAUCUCACAUACUUACAGUUGAUGGAAAGAUGCAUCAUUGAUCCUGAAACAGGACUGCUCCUCCUGCCUAUUAAUGAGAAGGCUCAAAAUGCCAGAACAUUCACUGAUGAGGAAACCAGGGAUGUCUUCAAAAAGACAACUGUGUUGAUGCCAUUUGGAAGAUUCCAAGGAAAGACUGUCACUAUCUGGGAGAUCAUAAAUUCUGAGUACUUCACAGAGGACCAAAGAAAGGACUUAAUUCGGCAGUACAAAACUGGCAAGAUUACAGUGGAGAAGAUCAUCAAGAUUAUAAUCACUGUAGCUGAGGAAAAAGAGAAAAAGAAGGAACUUGAAUUUGAUGGUCUCAGAGCACCAGUUCCUGCCACAGAGCUCCUUGAUUCCAAGAUUAUUGAUAAAGACCUGUACAACAAGUUGCACCAGGGAAAAAAGACUGUCCAAGAGGUGUCUGAGAUGGAGACUGUCCACAAAGCUCUGAAGGGUUCAAACUGCAUUGCGGGAGUGGUCAUUGACUCAACCAAAGAGACAAUGUCAUUCUAUCAGGCAAUUAAAAAUGAUGUUAUGAGACCAGAACCUGCACUUGCUCUGAUUGAAGCUCAAGCUGCAUCAGGGUACAUUGUUGACCCUGUUAAAAAUCAGAAGUUUACAGUGGAUGAAGCUGUUAAAGCAGGUGCUGUUGGGCCUGAACUCCAUGAAAAGCUUUUGUCUGCAGAAAGAGCUGUCACAGGCUACAGGGAUCCUUACACCGGACAGACUGUUUCUCUGUUUGAGGCAAUGAAGAAGGAACUGAUUGGCAAAGACCAAGGAAUCAGAUUCCUUGAUGCACAGCUAGCAACAGGUGGCAUCAUAGACCCAGUGAAAAGCCACCGCAUUCCACAUGACAUUGCUUGCAAGCGGGGUUACUUUGAUGAUGAAACAAAUAAGCUCUUGAGUAACCCAACAGAUGAGAUAAAGAGUUUCUAUGAUCCUAACACACAGGAAUAUGUCACUUAUCUCCAGCUCCAGAAGAGAUGCAUCACUGACAAAAAGACUGGUCUUCAGCUUCUGUCUCUGUCUGAAGAAGCAAUCAAAGCCAAAGAUGUACAGAAGUACAAUGAGGCACAGACAAAGGAAGCAAUGACUCAAGCAACAGUGGAGCUUGAAAGUGGACCAUUCAAAGGAAGGAAAGUUACUAUCUGGGAGAUAAUAAACUCUGACUAUCUCACUGAAGAACAGAGACUUGAUUUGAUAAGACAAUACAGGUCUGGAAAAGUGACAAUUGAGAAGAUUAUAAAGAUUGUAAUCACAAUUGUGGAUGACAAAGAAUCCAAGAAACAAGAUCAGUCCAGUUUCCAAGGACUUAGAACACGUGUUCCUGCCAAGUCCCUGUUUGACUCCAAAAUCAUUGAUAAAGCAACUUACGAUUCGCUUCAACAAGGCAAAACAACUCCAAAUGAUGUGAGCAAGAACAAUUCUGUCAACAAGUAUCUCCAAGGCUCAGAAAGCAUUGCUGGAAUAUUCCUUGAACCUACAAAAGAGAAAGUGAGCAUUUACCAGGCAAUGAAAAAGAAACUCUUGAGGCAGAAUACUGGGAUUUCUCUGCUUGAAGCCCAAGUCGCCACAGGUUUCAUUGUAGAUCCUGUAAAAAAACAGUUCCUCACGGUUGAUGAUGCUGUCAAAGCAGGUCUUGUGGGACCUGAGCUUCAUGAGAAACUCCUCACUGCUGAAAAAGCUGUUACUGGCUACAAAGAUCCAUUCACAGGCCACAACAUCUCCUUGUUUCAAGCCAUGCAAAAAGAGCUUAUACCCAAGGAACAUGCAAUGCCUCUUUUGGAAGCCCAGAUUUCCACGGGUGGAAUCAUAGAUCCAGUGAACAGUCAUCGCAUUCCCACUGAUGUGGCAUACCAGAAGGGCUAUUUCAGCAAGGAAAUGUCCAGCAGCAUUGCCGAAACUGCAAAUGUAAACAAGACCUUCUCUGAUCCUGAAACUGAUGAGAAUGUGUCUUACAAACAGUUGAAAGACAAGUGUAUGACAGACCCUGAGACUGGCUUAUGCCUCUUGCCACUCUCCAAACCACAGGCACCAACAGUGGUGGAAAAGACCUACCUUUACACUGAAGAACAGACCCAGAGUGAUCUAUCCAGUACUCAGAUUGACCUACCUAUUGAAGGUCUAACUCAAGGCUCAAUGUCCCUUUGGGAUGUCAUGAACUCAUCUCUGCUACCUGAAGAGGAGAGGACAAAACUACUGGAAGAAUAUCGUUCUGGCAAGAUAACUAAAGAGCGAAUGAUCAUUAUAAUCAUUGAGAUCAUGGAGCAAAGAGAAAUUAUCAGAGGAGAAAAUGUUAAUUCGUGCAACUUGGUCAGACGCCGGGUCACUAUUGAAGAACUCUACAAUGCCCGCAUCAUUGAUCUAGAGACCUUCAACCUGCUGAAGCAAGAGAAGAAAACUAUACGAGAGAUCAUGGAACUACAAGGGGUUAAACAGUAUUUGUUUGGCACUGGCAGUGUUGCUGGUGUGUUAACCGAUGCCAGUACAAGAACCAGCGUUUAUCAGGCAAUGAAGAGAGGACUUAUGAAGCCAGAAAAUGCCAUCGGCCUUUUAGAGGCACAGGCUGCCACUGGGUUUAUCAUUGAUCCCAUGAAGAAUGAGAUGCUCACAGUUGAUGAAGCAGUUCGCAAAGGAGUGGUUGGGCCAGAAAUCCAUGAUAAACUUCUGUCUGCAGAAAGAGCAGUGACUGGAUACAAGGAUCCCUAUAGUGGCAAAAUCAUUUCCCUUUUCCAAGCAAUGAAAAAGGGCCUUGUGCCAGAGGAUUAUGCCCUAAGACUGCUAGAGGCUCAAACAUCAACUGGAGGUAUAAUAGACCCAGAAUUCCACUUCCAUCUUCCAGCAGAUAUUGCUACACAGCGAGGCUACAUUAACAGAGAAACAUACGAGAAACUGUCUGACGAAGUAAAGGGAUAUGCUGACCCCCUCACUGAAGAAAGCAUUUCAUAUGCACACAUGCUUAAGAGGUGCAAGGUUGGCAAAGACGGACUGUUCCUGCUGUCGUUAUCAGAUCAAAAACAAAUGGUAAAGGGUCUUAGAAAACUAGUUACAAUCGAAGAGCUGAUUCGUUCAGAGAUAAUUGAUGCAAAAACAGCCUCUGACCUUAAUGAGGGUCUGAUAACAAUUGAAGAGUUGAGCGAAAGACUCAAGAAAUAUCUGGAGGGCACAAGUUGUAUUUCAGGUGUCUAUGUCGAAUCAACAAAGGACUGUCUUUCCAUUUAUCAAGCAAUGAAAAAGAACAUGAUCAGACCAGGAACAGCCUUUGAACUGCUCGAAGCUCAAGCAGCCACGGGAUACAUCAUUGAUCCAAUCAAGAAUCUCAAGCUGACAGUCAGUGAAGCUGUGAAGAUGGGAAUUGUAGGCCCAGAGUUCAGAGACAAGCUCUUGUCUGCUGAACGAGCUGUCACUGGAUACAGAGAUCCUUAUACAGGCAAAACUAUCUCUCUCUUCCAGGCCAUGAAAAAAGGCCUGAUACUCAAAGACCAUGGAAUUCGCCUUCUUGAAGCUCAGAUUGCCACCGGUGGAAUCAUUGACCCAGAGGAGAGCCAUCGCUUGCCUGUGGAGGUGGCUUACAAUCGGGGUCUCUUUGAUGAGGACAUGAAUGAGAUCCUUUCUGACCCAUCCGAUGAUACCAAAGGCUUCUUUGACCCAAACACAGAGGAGAAUCUGACAUAUCUGCAGCUAAUGGAGAGAUGUAUUACAGAUCCACAGACAGGUCUUGUGCUUUUACUUCUAAAGGAGAAGAAACGGGAAAGAAAGACAUCCUCCAAAUCCUCUGUUCGCAAACGCAGAGUUGUCAUUGUUGAUCCUGAGUCAGGCAAAGAAAUGUCUGUGUAUGAGGCUUAUCGCAAGGGGCUCAUUGAUCACAAAACAUACCUUGAACUUGCAGAGCAGGAAUGUGAAUGGGAAGAAAUUACAAUGACAUCAUCUGAUGGAGAGGAGAAGUCCAUAAUCAUUGACAGAAGGUCAGGUCGCCAGUAUGACAUUGCAGAUGCUCUGGCAAGAGGUCUUAUUGAUCAGUCUGCUCUGGACCAGUACCGCUCCGGCAACCUUGCUAUCACAGAAUUCGCUGACAUGCUAUCUGGAAACAUGAGUGGCUUCCGAUCACGUUCUUCCUCCUUUGGAUCCACUUCCUCCUAUCCAAUGAGUCCCGUGCCUUCCAUCAGAACACCUGCAACUGUGUGGAAUGAUCCAACGGAGGAGACUGGUCCUGUAGCUGGAAUUCUUGACACAGACACCCUAGAAAAAGUUUCAGUCACCGAAGCCAUGCACAGGAACUUAGUGGACAACAUCACUGGCCAGAGACUGCUGGAGGCACAAGCGUGCACUGGUGGCAUAAUCGAUCUAUCCACUGGGGAGAAGUUACCUGUUGCUGAUGCCCUGAGUAGAGGCCUUGUUGAUAAGAUAAUGGUUGAGAGAAUCAACCUAGCACAAAAAGCUUUCAAUGGAUUUGAGGAUCCAAGAACCAAAGCCAAGAUGUCUGCCGCUCAAGCCCUUAAGAAAGGCUGGCUCUAUUAUGAGGCUGGUCAGCGCUUCCUGGAAGUGCAGUAUCUUACCGGUGGACUUAUUGAACCAGAGACUGAGGGACGAGUGUCUCUGGAGGAGGCCAUCAAGAGAUCCCUUAUAGAUGCCCGCACAGCCCAAAAGCUACGGGAUGUGAGUGCUUAUUCUAAAUACCUCACGUGCCCCAAAACCAAACUGAAGAUCUCUUACAAGGAUGCCAUGGAUAGAAGCAUGGUUGAGGAGGGAACCGGGCUAAGACUGCUGGAAGCUUGCUCGUCUUCUAGUAAAGGCCUUUACAGCCCCUACAACGUCAGUGGCGCUGGGUCUGCUACUGGCUCAAGAUCAGGGUCGAGGACAGGAUCUAGAUCAGGCUCAAGAAGAGGCAGCUUUGAUGCCACAGGCUCUGGGUUCAGCAUGAACUUCUCUUCAUCCUCCUACUCCUCCACAAGUUAUUCCCGGAGAUAUUAAUUCUGGCCCCACUGUGGACUUUUCUUUAAAAUCUCUUACAACUCAAAUCAGAAGUACUCAUUCUCAUCAGUUCUAUUAUUACAACAGCAUAUAAUGCAAAUAAUAAUGCAAAGGAAAACUUUAGGAAUUUAUUUAUUUUUAUUUGCAUGUGUUUGUCAUAGCAAAGUGCAUUCCAAAAAAUACCAGUAUGUUCUUGCUGAGUACUGGUGACAAGAUCACAUCUUUUUUUGUGGUUUGGAUGCUCAGAUACUAUGCAUUUUAUUGUUAGCCUUAAUAAUACUUCAUCCUUAAACUGAUUUCCUCUAUUUUGAUUAAUUCAGAUUAUUUCUAUUUACAAGUAGUGUUGAACUUUCUGUACCUUAUAAAGAUGCAAUUGCUGUUUAGUAUGGCUAAUUUUUUGAUUGUUAGAUUUUUUUAAUCAUAAUGAGCAUACUGUUAUUAAAUACUAGCAUACUUACAGCCUACAUUUCUGCUUGUAAUUUCAAAAUGUACUUUUCUUCUGUACAUUUAUUUCAGUUUUUAAAGUUAACUUGUUUAAAAUAUUACGAUGAUGUAUUUUUCGGUGUCUAUGAAUGGUUAGCAGAAUAUUGUGAUAAGUAAACAGGAGCUGGCCACCAUGAAAUAUAGGGGUGUUGUGCAAAUAAUAAACAUUGUAGAAUGUAUAAGAACAGAACGUUAUAUGAUAAGUAAAAGUAAACACUGGAGCAGGAAAGCACACUUAAAGCAACAUGAUGUCAAUACAUUAUAUCCCACUAUGAAACUAAAUCUAUGCUAUAGAGGUAUUUACCCCAUUUCCCCCAACUUACAUAAAUGUAAAAAUACUCAUCAUCCUUGCCCACAAUGAAACAAGCCUCAAGUCUCUCAGUCAUUUCAUUCAAGUGGUCCUGGUGUACUGUCCAAGAAGAUUUCAGAUGCCUGGCCCUGCCUCUUCUCACAUCUGGAGAAGCCUGAAUGCAAACAUGAACAUGUUUUAACUAUAUCUAUAUCCAGAUGUGGAAUAAUGGAGGACAGCGUUCACAUACCAGGCAGUAAGCGAGAUACCUGCCAGCAGACUUCCCCUCCAGAUAUUCAGAUCUGCAGUGAGCCUAUCACUCCUUUCCUGCUUUGCUCCUUGCUCAUUUGCACAGAGAAAGUAGAGGCUAGGGCUGCCACGAACUUUGCCUUGGAAAUCAUGCCAGGAACUGACUUUUAUGGACUGAGCAUUUUUUGAUUUAACCAUCCACAGUUUUCCCUCCAUCUUUUUUGGAUUAAAAUAUACUUGGUUAUACCCAGAUUGGACAUUAAAUAUAAAUUCUCUGCCAGACAUUCUGACCUACAUGUUCAACUCAUGCUCAUUUAAACACAUCACCAAUUACUGUACACAUUUUAUAUGCAUUCCCCUUGUUCCCCUCCUAAUAUGCCAAGUAAGCACUACUGUUUCAUAAAAAAAUUACAUCAGCAAUACUAAUUAACAUGGAUAACACUAUUAUCAGAUUAUAAGUGUAAUGUGUUUAUUAUUACAUGCUCAUUUCAUUUUCUCUUUUUUUUCAUUAAUUGAACCUCCUUUACCAAGAAACAUAUUUGUUCUAAUGUUGCUUCUUUAACCAGUGUUUGAUUUUUGCUUUUCCAAAUCCACUGAUAUGUUCUGUUGUGCUUUGAGAGUACUUAAGUUGUGUAUGUUUUCAUAUUUUUGUUUCCAUUUUUAUUAUUUGCGGUAUCACAUUUUGUAAUAUAUUUGUUUUGCAUGUUUUCUAACUUCAUAUCAGAUACUUUAAUCCUAUGAGAUGAAGAGCUUUGAAACUUUAUUCUAUGAUGAUGUAAAGUAGUACCAGUUAUAACAGAUGUAUGAAAUGCAAACUGAUUGGUUGAUGAAUGAUAGUACUGAAGAGAUAUUCUAUACUGGUGUGAAGAAACUGACACUGCUUUUGAGAAUAACACACUAUUUUAAUGUAAAUAAAUAUAUUAUGAACAA